Micromonas pusilla CCMP1545 is the source of this 417-nucleotide messenger RNA. RefSeq lists its product as uncharacterized. The record is from RefSeq and is a predicted model, not a curated record. Gene Ontology annotation, biological process: regulation of transcription by RNA polymerase II. NCBI's taxonomy places the organism in Eukaryota, Viridiplantae, Chlorophyta, Mamiellophyceae, Mamiellales, Mamiellaceae. Gene Ontology annotation, molecular function: transcription coregulator activity. The transcript has a single exon. Gene Ontology annotation, cellular component: mediator complex. Bases 1 to 417 code for a protein of 138 amino acids.
AUGGCGGACAUCGUGACGGAGCUGCAAGAGAGCGUCGAUAGGCUUAACGAAGCGUUCUACAACAGCGUGGGGGUGCUCCAGAGAGACGCGAAACCCGCGUCCGUCGUCGAGGGCGCGGACCCGAGCGAGGGCGUGGACGAGGCGCAGGUGCGCGAGAUGGCGCGAUCGGUAAUGGACGAGAGCAGGAAGAUCGACGAGCUCGCGUCCGCGCUCCCGCCGGUGGACUUGGACGCGGACGCGCAGCUCGCGAGGAUCGCGAAGCUCGCAGAGGAGGACCACGCCCUGGGCGAGGAGCUCAGAGCGGAGCUGACGCGCGCGAAAAAGACGCUGACGAAGGUCACCGCAGCGUUCGAAGCCGUCACGGACGACAUCCUUCUCACGCGCGAGGAGACGACGGGGGGGGAUGAAGAUACGUAG